Molecule: messenger RNA, 1062 nt
Organism: Dendronephthya gigantea
Lineage: Eukaryota; Metazoa; Cnidaria; Anthozoa; Malacalcyonacea; Nephtheidae
Product: acyl-coenzyme A thioesterase THEM4-like
Exons: 4
Coding region: 231-773 (180 amino acids)
Source: RefSeq, a predicted model, not a curated record
UAUAAAAUAAUAAAAUCUCUCAUUGAAAAAAUAUCGUCGUCGCGGCCAAUGUAAACAAAAUCUGACGACGCACAAUGUUACCAUGGUAACUUUGCCGUUACUUCAUGUAACACUACAGUAUAGUUCAGUGCACUUUACGACAAACCGUCCUUGUGUCACAAUGGAAAUUGCUCUCGGUGAAUGUGGAAGCACGAGGCAGAAAUUUUUGUUUUUUCAAAAGGUCAUUGCAGAUGAACCAAUAUAGUUACUUGUUAGACAGUGAUGUACCAAAUGACAAAUGGUCAAAAGAGUCGGUGGAAUUAUUCAACAACUUAAAUGGAUUAGGAGAUGACUGGAAAAUACACUACCGUGAUGUAUAUGAAUGUCCAGAUGGUUCCAGGCUUUUUCUAAGAGCAGUAAAAGAUGAGCCAUGGAAACUUUUCCAGUAUACAUUGUUUAAUAAUUCCAAGCUACAAUGUAUGAAGGCUGUUGUGCAGUUUGGAAAUUAUACACGAGGUCCUAUUGGGUUCGUUCAUGGCGGUGCUAUUGCAACCAUCCUUGAUUUUGUAAUUGGAAGUUGUGUUCUUUUUUGUGGAUACUACGUUUUAACUGGAAGUUUAAAUAUUGAAUAUAAAAGUCCAUUACCUCUCAAUUCCACAACCUUGGUUGAAGCUAGAAUUGAUAAGAUUGAAGGUCGAAAGAUAUUCUCGUCAGGAGAAAUAAAGUCAGCAGAUGGUUCUAAAAUUUACUCAAAGGGCACUGCUAUAUUUAUAAUAUUAAAAUCCUCCAUGUAGCACGAGUUCUAAAUAGGUUCAUUUUAUAAUAAUAAUAAUUUUUGUAUAGUACAUACUCAAAACCAAGCUAUGCUAUUUAUGAGUUAAUAGACAAGAUCCUUGCCAUUAUUUAGUCCAGUGUCCUAACCUCAAGGAUUACAUCAGUGAGGUUCACUGGAUUACACUGGAUUAGGAUUUACCGAACAUGAAAAUGAUGAAAUUAUUUUCGUAUUUUUCAAAUUUACAUGCUAAAGCCUAAAUUGUACUCGGUGAAUGUGGAUGUGAAUGUGGAAGCACGAGGAGGAAAUUU